AUGGCGUGGGAAGGUCUGCGCCUGCUCAUGCACCCUGUGGCCCUGGUGCUGCUGGUCCCAGGCUCCUGGGGACUGAAGGUCGCACCUGAGGAGCUCCGUGAAGUGGUGGGAGGGACCCUGGUGGUGCAGUGCCCGUCCUCGCCCCAGGAAGGGACCUACGUGCAGAAGACCUGGUGUCGGCAGAGGUCUCCUGGCAGGUGCACCAGGCUGGUCACCACCUCCCAGCCUCUGACAGCAGUUGAGAAGGCUCAGCACACAAUCUGGGACCACCCCGAGGCUGGCUUCUUCAUCGUCACCAUGACUCAGUUGAGGGAAGAAGACUGGGGCGUCUACUUGUGCGGAAGCUUCAACUCGUCCCAGAACCUGAUCGACACCUUCAGGAACAUCACCCUGGUGGUGUCUCCAGCCUCCGUCUCCUCUGCAAUGACAGCUCUGAUCACUUCUCCGGAGGGAACCCCCAGCCCUUYCGUCAACGGCUCUGAGCAGGGGUAA
Messenger RNA from Urocitellus parryii (Arctic ground squirrel), 492 nucleotides. The record is from RefSeq and is a predicted model, not a curated record. Lineage: Eukaryota; Metazoa; Chordata; Mammalia; Rodentia; Sciuridae.